This is a messenger RNA of Entamoeba dispar SAW760, 2763 nucleotides long. Its product is annotated as AMP dependent CoA ligase, putative. The transcript has 2 exons. The record is from RefSeq and is a predicted model, not a curated record. Gene Ontology annotation, biological process: fatty acid metabolic process. Bases 1 to 2763 code for a protein of 920 amino acids. Gene Ontology annotation, molecular function: medium-chain fatty acid-CoA ligase activity. Lineage: Eukaryota; Evosea; Mastigamoebida; Endamoebidae.
AUGAGUUUGACUGAAUCACAUCUUAUUGGAAGUACUAGUAUUCCAUUACAAGAAACUACAUACCCAAAACACUUUUUAGAAAUAGUUGAAAAGAAUCCUAAUAAAGAAUGUUUUGUAUUUAGAUCUAGUCGAACUGGAGCAAAUAUUAGACAUACAUACUCACAGUUACUUCAUACAUUAAAUUGUGUAAUUCAAGGAUUUAAAAAUGAGAUUCAUAUGGAAUUACAUACAGUUGUUGCCAUUUAUCUUCCAAAUUGUUGUGAAUAUGUUUAUUCACAAUUAGCUGCAUUAUGUGGAGGUUAUAUAAUGAUGCCAUUAAAUCCAUUAUACACAAAACCACAACUUGAAAGAUUAUUACCAAGAGUAAAUCCAUCAGUAAUUAUCUCAUUAACAGCAAUGAAACAAAAUAUUCCAAGCGGUUACAACAUUUGUUUUGUUGAUCCUAACUUAGAAGAAGAUCCUUCAAAUAAAAUUUAUUCUUUGAAAAAAUUUCUUUCUUCUCCUUGUGAAAGAGACUACGUAAAGGAAGUUUCAGAAAUUUUAAAACCAAGUGAUGUUUCAUUUUAUGGAUGUACUUCUGGAUCAACAGGAGAACCUAAAAUUUGUACUUAUACUCAUUUUGCAAUGAUUAAUCCAUUCAUUACUAUUGAUCAUACUACAAAUACUCCAGUAGAAAGAAGAAGAGCUCUUUGUUUUACACCAUUAUUUACUACAGCAGCACAUUUCCAAAUUGAUGCUAUUUUUGCUGCAGGAGCAACUGUAGUUGUUUGUGAUAAAUUUGAACCAGAAAGUAUUCUUAAAUUUAUUCAAGAAGAAAAAAUUACUAAUGUUAAUUGUGCCCCAUCAGGUAUUUUAGCACUUAUUCAUCAUCCUAGUUUUAGUACAGAAAAAGUAAAAAGUGUUGAACAUGUUAUUAUGGGAGGUGCAGUUGUUAGUGAUGCUUUAAUGAAUGAAGCACAAAAUAAAAUGGGUCUUCUUGAUUGUAAAUCUGGUUAUGGUAUGACAGAAACAUGUGGUGUAAUGUAUACAAUGACUACUACAGUUGGACAACUUCAACCACAUUAUGAAUUAAGAAUUGUUGACCAUAUAACUCGUAAAAUUACACCAGUUGGAGUUCCAGGAGAGAUUGAAGUUAAUACUAAAAUUAUGAUGUCUGGUUAUUUAAAUAAUGAGAAAGCAAAUAAAGAAUCUUACACUGAAGAUGGAUGGUUUAAGACUGGUGAUGAAGGUAAUUUAGAUAAGUAUGGAAGAUUAAUCAUUACUGGAAGAGUUAAAGAUAUGAUUAUUCGAGGUGGUCAUAAUGUAUUCCCAUCAGAAAUUGUUGACACUCUUCAAACACAUCCUAAUGUUGUUUUAUCUGGUUGUGUAUCUGUUCCAGAUAGAGCACAAGGAGAACUUAUUGUUGCAUUUGUUACAUUAAAAAAAGAAACAAAAGAAAGUGAAUUAAAAGAGUAUUGUAGACAACGAUUAGUAUCAUUUGCAGUACCAACACAUAUUUUUAUAAUAGAAAAGAUGCCAUUAAAUAGUUUUGGUAAAGUAUAUAAUCCUGAACUCAGAAAGAUGGCUGCAGAAAAAAUUAAAAUGUAUUGGCAAAAUAAAUGCGAAAAUAAUCCAUGUCCUCCAUCUACUGAAGCUGGUCAUGCCAUUGCUUCUUUAUGGUCAGAAUGGUUUGAAAUUCCACAAAAAGCUAUUUCUAAAGAGAUGAAUUUCUUUGACAUUGGAGGAGAUUCAUUAGUUGGUAGUCAGACCGUAGGAUUAAUUAGAAGAUUUGUUUCAGACGCACCAUUUGAUUUAUUAACUAAAUGUCCAACAAUAGGCCUUUUAGAAGAAUAUGUAUUAAAUCCAAAACUUGACCUUAUUCAUCCACAAUUUAAGAAAGAUAUUGAAGAUAUUCAAAAUCUUAAAAUCGAACCAAUUCAAAUUGAACCAAAUCAAAAGAAAGUUGCUUUCUUAACUGGUUCUAAUGGAUUCCUUGGAGUUCAUUUAAUUCAAGCACUUCAAAAGAAAGGAUAUCAUGUUCUUUGUUUAGUUAGAUCAUUAACAGUUAAAUUUGUUACCAAAGCUAAAGUUCCAUUUAUUUAUGUAUCAUCUAUUGGAGUAGCUGCUUGUGUUGGAGGUAAAGAAAUAAUACCAGAUAGUACUAUUUUACCAUUUAAAGCAAAUGGAUAUAUUCAAACUAAAUGGAUGAACGAACUUUACUUAAAUAAACUAAGAAGCUUUGGAUAUAAAAUUGGCAUUUUAAGACCAGCUUUUAUUUCUGGCAAUUCUGUGUCUGGUUGUUCUAAUACCGAUGACUUUAUUUGGAAAUUAGUACGUUUACUUGUAAAUAAUGGACUUUCUCCAAAUGAGCAAAAAAUGAUUCUCACCCCAGUUGAUUUAGUUGCUAAUGCAUUCGUUGAGUCUGUUAAUAGUCUUCCUAUUGCAGCUAAUUUAAUGCCACUACAUCCAGCUGAUAUUAGUUAUGUCUGUGACCUUGUUGCUAAACAAAUGAAUAAAACUAUUGAACAUAAACCAAUGAACGAAAUUAAAGAACAACUUAUUUCAUUAGCACAGAGUGGAAAUAAAGAAGUGUUGUCAUUACUUCCAUCUAUGCAAAUGAGUGGAUCAUUAGACAUUGAAUACGAAUGGGUUAAAGAGCAAUCUCUUGACCUUUCAGAGACACAACAAUCUUUAGAUAACUCUAUCACCUAUCUAUUUAAGACUGGUUUCUUUGGAGAAGAAUUUAGUGAUGGAAAAACGAAAGCAUUUGGACGAUCUCAUUGA